Messenger RNA from Mytilus trossulus (common blue mussel), 2014 nucleotides. RefSeq lists its product as uncharacterized. The record is from RefSeq and is a predicted model, not a curated record. The transcript has a single exon. Bases 403 to 1884 code for a protein of 493 amino acids. NCBI's taxonomy places the organism in Eukaryota, Metazoa, Mollusca, Bivalvia, Mytilida, Mytilidae. Gene Ontology annotation, molecular function: diaminopimelate decarboxylase activity.
AUAAGAAUUUCAUUGGGAUUUUUAUUAUUUACUAUUUCUAUGUUUUUUCACCUAUUCGAUACUAUGUAUUCAAUACAUUGCAAUACCGAACAAAAAGCCGUUUGUUUACAAUAUAAAAAUAUGUUAUUGGAUUGUGAAAAAAAAUUCGUGUGGUAUUUUCUAUUUGAACAAUUUUUAACAAAAUUAAUCAAAGAUUAGCACAACUUUUAUUCAAUGUGACACUAAAUAAGAAUGAUAAAUCACGCUUUAGAUAACACACUUUUACGGAAAUUACUAUACAUGAUACAGGUCCUCGGGUUUAUUUAAAUACUAUAUAAAAUUAUAUAACUAUUUAUUGUCACAUUUAAAUACAUACGUUGUUUACAAACUGGCACUUAAGCGAUCACGUUCAUAAAUGUAAAAAUGGAGGAAGAGUUUUAUUUUCGUAAUGGCGUGCUACAUAUAGAAAAUGUCAGCGUUCAAGAUAUAAUUCCAAUAUCACAAGAGGAUUCUGAACCUGUUUAUGUAUUCAGUAAGCAAAAGAUAAUAUCGAAUAUCAGGAACUAUAAAAAAGAACUGAACAAACAAUCUUUUCCGUGGACACUAAAUUAUUCCAUGAAAGCAAAUGGCAAUCCGUCAAUUCUUCAAAUGUUCAAGGAAAAUGGGUGUUCUCUUACUUUAGUCAGCGGUUUGGAACUAAAAUCAGCUUUAGAACUACAAUUUCCAACAGAAGAUUUGGUGUUUAACGGAAAUGGAAAACAAAAUUGGGAAAUCGAUUUAGCUAUUCAAAAUGGAGUGUUAUUGAAUAUUGACAGUGUAUUCAACCUUCAACAAACGGUUAGCGCUUGCAAACGAGCAAAUAUACCGGCUAGAGUUCUAUUAAGAGUGAAUCCUGAUAUCGAGGUUGAUGUACACGAGCACGUGAUAACAGGGAAGAUUGGGUCAAAAUUUGGAAUUGACGAAACUGUGUUCAACGAAGUAGUUACCAUUCUACAAAAUGAACAAUUGCUGACGCUUGUUGGCCUGCACAGCCAUCUUGGAUCCACUAUAGAUGAUGUGGCAGUUAUUGCAGAGAGUGCUGAAAAGGUUUCCAAAAUAUUUAGAAAUUUAAAAGCAAAAGGGUUUCGUUCCAUGAAGUAUAUUAAUAUAGGAGGAGGGCUUGGCAUCCCGUAUCGAAAGAAGGAAUUAGAAACCCUUGCUUGGAAGAACAUAGCAGAAAGUCGCAAGCAUAAACUUGAGAAUGUGUUAAACGAAAUGUCAUCUCAUAGUGAUUUUCAAUCCAUCUUAACGGAUUUCAAAUCUAACAAAAUUUCAGCAUCGCAAUUUUUAGAAUUGAUAGGAAACAUUUGUAAAGAAGAUAAUCCCCAAACAGUUGAAAAAAUGGAAAAGACCCUUGGAGUAAAAUGUAUAAUGCCGACUCCAGCUGAUUUGAUACAAAGCAUUAAACCAUAUAUUGACGACGAUGUGCACCUAAUAAUUGAACCAGGACGUUCCUUAAUAGGCAAUGCUGCCAUUUUAUUAUGUCGUACAUUGGGCUGUAAAAAAAGUGGUGACAAAAGCUUUUUAGUUGUGAACGGUUCCAUGAACGAGGUUAUCCGACCUAGUCUUUAUAAUUCAUAUCACCAUAUCGAAUUGGCAGAACCGGCAGUUGGCGCCAAGAAGAUUUAUGAUAUUGUUGGCCCAGUUUGUGAAAGUGGAGACUUUCUAGGCAAAAAUAGACUGUUGUCGACACCAUAUGUGAACUGUUUACUGGCAGUAUUUGACACUGGCGCAUAUUGUGGAAGUAUGUCAAUGACUUACAAUAUGAGACCACGAGCAGCUGAAAUUAUGGUCGAUAACGAUACCGUUAAAGUAAUCCGACGUGCCGACACAUACGAAGAUUUGAUGAAACCCUACAGAGUAUGAAAAUCUCAAAGUGAUUCAUUUUUACCGUUUAGGACUGCAUUUUCUUGGGUUUACAAGUCAAUGUUAUACUAGUUAUUUUUAGUAAUAAGUUUAAAGUUUUGUUCUUCUUAAUCGUUUGUUCUCAAAAACC